GUUGUCCACCCAAUCAAAGGAUCAGAGAAUGAAUCUAGUACUGAAAGCAUAAACUACAGCUAGCUUGCACUGCAGUGCUUAAAAUGUGGGAAAUCCACGAUGGAGGGCAUGGAUUUGGACCUGGACCCGGAGUUAAUGCAAAAAUUUAGCUGCAUGGGCACUACCGAUAAGGACAUACUCAUAGCCGAGUUUCAGAGAAUGCUUGGGUUUCAACUGAACCCCGCUGGAUGCGCCUUCUUCUUGGACAUGACCAAUUGGAACUUACAAGCAGCCAUCGGAGCCUACUAUGACUUUGAAAGCCCCAACAUCAACGCACCAUGCAUGUCUUUUGUUGGGGAUGUGACGAUCGGGGAGGGGGAGUCUGUGCCCCCUGACACGCCCUUCACUAAGACGUGGAGGAUACAGAACACAGGAGCAGAGUCUUGGCCCCCUGGGGUAUGUCUGAAGUAUGUUGGAGGGGACCAGUUUGGUCAUGUGAACAUGGUGAUGGUGCGCUCAUUAAACCCCCAGGAGAUGGCUGAUGUCAGCGUACAGAUGCGCAGCCCCCUUUCCCCUGGCAUGUACCAGGGCCAGUGGAGGAUGUGCACAGCCACCGGACUCUUCUAUGGGGAUGUGAUCUGGGUAAUCGUCAGCGUGGAGGUGGGAGGCCUCCUUGGCGUGACGCAGCAGAUGUCCUCCUUCCAGGCCGAGUUCAACACCCAGCCUGCCCGCAACGUGGAGGGAGACUACAACCCCUUCGCCUCGCCACAGAAACACGCCGGUGCCCACGAUAACAGUCACCGUGACGACAGCGGCCUCGAGGACCCCGCGGACGUCUGGGAGGGUGGCCCGGACCGAAUGCAGCAAGAGCAAAAUGGACUGUCACACAACUCUGUGAAUAUAGCAACAAACGGGCUCCAAAGCAACCUAGUGACUUACAGUCAGGGUAUUCACGAACCCUAUCCUUUUGGGCAGUCUUAAAACAUGGGAAACAUCGUCACAUCCAGGCAGCGCUGUGUUCCUGGAUCCACAACAUCUAUUGUGGGAGGAGGCUUUACUUGUGGCUGGUAGAGUAUCCUGAGAUUCAUACAAACACUUAUGCAAAGUUCCCCCUCCACUUUACGCAACACAAACGGAAACCAGAAGACAAAGCUGCUCUGUUCUCCCAGCAUACGACUCAACCAACAAGAUCCCACAUCCAGUGUAUGCAUGUGUGAAUGUUAAGUUAAAAAUGAGUGCUACAAAUCUUUUUUUAAAGAGAUGAGAUACAAGUUUUUUUUUUCUGGUCUUUAUUUUUAGUUAUUUAGUUGUCAUGUCCGAAUGCUGUUGAGACUACAGUGAUGAAAGGAGGAGUGUGUGUUUGCGUCGGAGUGUGCAUGUGAGUGGGUAUGUGUGUUUGCUUGGUUUAUGCAACCUGAAAGAGACAGACUAGGGAGGAAAAGCCAUUUAUUUUGCGUACUGAUCCUCUAGUUCCUAAGCUGACUUUAAAAAAAAAAGUAAUCUCUCUUCUUUUCAUACUUUUUAAAAUCCUAAUUUCACAGUGUAUACUUUUUAGGGACAGGAGAAUAAUUCAGCAAAUUUAGCAGCCUGAUAAGCAUGUAUUGUUUUGGAUGUUUUUCUAGUAACAACAAAGGAAGAACAGCUUAUUUACAUGCAAAUCCCAUUUGCUGCAGCUUCACUUUUGAUUGUUGGUUGGUUCUGUUACUCUGAAGUUGAGCUACAGUAUAUCCAUCCACUAGAGGGAGGUCUUUAUCAAAAUUGCAGUUUCCCACUUACCAAUUGGUGAAAAAAAAGAAACAUUAACUAACAUUUACUCAAAGGACCCUCCAUGUCAGGAUCAAUACUUGGAAAGUAGAUUAUAUCACCACACUGUAGGUUCAAUUUGUUUUAAUAGGGCUUCAUCAUUUUGUUCUGUGAGAUUGCAAAAGUUCACAUGUUGCAAAGCAGUGUCGUUUCUUGGUUUUGUCAUUUUGAGUUGAAUGUAUUUACUGAAUGUAGAGCUAUGUUGUUUUGAAGCAUUUUUGUUUUAUCUGCCCAAAGAUCUUAUACAUUUGCCUUGAAGACACAGCUUCAUUUAAGGUUUUCAGAUUUCUAACUCUUUUUGUUCAUUAUUAUUUAUUCCAAAGCCCAGGAAAAUGAAUCUAUUCUUGAGAGAAAAUUCUGAAAUUACAAUUACAGUGUCCUCUUGUUCAGACAAUGUUAAACUCAACCAUUUAUUCAAAUAUACAGGCAUUCAUUUUGUUAGUCCCUCUAAAUACUAUAUUUUAAAGAAUGUUUUAAAUUACAUGCACUAACUGGCAAAUCUCUAUGCACUGAGUAGUUUGGCCUCCAGCCCAAACGUGAGAUAUUUUACUAUUGCUCCUUAUGAUGCCAGUUGUCUUUAUGCUUCAGUUUCAUGCCUGGGACACUACAUGCCUGGUAGGCUACAUGCCUGGGACACUACAUGCCUGGGACACUACAUGCCUGGUAGGCUACAUGCCUGGUAGGCUACAUGUGUGGUCCUCCUCGGUUUUGUUAUCUUUCCAUCUGCAACCAGGGAUUGACUUUGAAAACCUGGCUUGCAAGAUUACAUUUUUCAAAUAUUUACUAUUUACUUCAUUGCAUUGGGGCAGUUGGGCAACAAACGGCAGAAAACUUAUUUGCACACAGGGAUGAUUGACUGUACUUUGUCAAUGUGACAGCAGUGUCAUUGUCCAGAACCACACCUCCUGUCAUAGCUAAUCUGCUUAUGUUACAGUUUUCCCCUGAAGGCAUUUGGUAAUAUCUUAGAUCAAUUGCAUGUGCUCUUCAAAUUUAUGAAGCAAGUUAAUGACAAAUGUUUCUCCUCGUCGUAACAGGUAUACACUGCCCAUUAAUCUCCUUGGUUGUGUCUCAAAUUGCCCCCUAUUCCCUUUAUAGUUUCCUUACUAUAUAGGGUACCGUUUAUGACACACCCCACAUUCGUAUGUUUUUUGUUUACAGUCGGAUGUCACAUAUUGAGUGAUACAUUGCUUUUUUUUAGGGGGUAUGAUAGAUUUUUUUUCUGUGAAGUUUUCAGGGGUUAGAAUGGUGAAUGGAUGACUUUUGGAAUUCUACAGCAGAACAUUUAUGAGACAGAGUCAGCAAAGAUAUGAAAGCAUUUUUCCUGUAUGUUUGAAAGAACGUUUGUAUGAUUAAAUUAUCACUGAAAACAAAA
This is a messenger RNA of Oncorhynchus nerka (sockeye salmon), 3154 nucleotides long. RefSeq names its product protein ILRUN-like. Bases 100 to 960 code for a protein of 286 amino acids. The record is from RefSeq and is a predicted model, not a curated record. NCBI's taxonomy places the organism in Eukaryota, Metazoa, Chordata, Actinopteri, Salmoniformes, Salmonidae. The transcript has 6 exons. Gene Ontology annotation, molecular function: protein binding.